Aspergillus fischeri NRRL 181 is the source of this 1551-nucleotide messenger RNA. RefSeq names its product cytochrome P450. The transcript is spliced from 4 exons. Bases 1 to 1551 code for a protein of 516 amino acids. Gene Ontology annotation, molecular function: oxidoreductase activity, acting on paired donors, with incorporation or reduction of molecular oxygen; heme binding; monooxygenase activity. The record is from RefSeq and is a predicted model, not a curated record. NCBI's taxonomy places the organism in Eukaryota, Fungi, Ascomycota, Eurotiomycetes, Eurotiales, Aspergillaceae.
AUGGCGAUAGCAGCAGCAGUGUCCUCAUUGCAACAAAACGUCCUUCGACACCCUCUCCAGUCUCUGGCCGUAACAGCACUGGUUGUACCGAUAAUUUAUAUCGUCAUAAAUGAGUUUAUUCGUGCAUCUGCUCGCGUACCAGGAUUCAAGGGUCCCCGCGGUCUCCCUUUGAUCGGAAACCUGGCACAAAUUCGCAAAAAUGCGGCCGAACAGUACCGUAUAUGGUCAAAGACCUACGGGCCCGUCUACCAAAUUCAACUGGGUAAUAUACCCGUCAUAGUCGUCAACUCGGCUGCCGCAGCAAAGAUACUCUUCGGCCAAAAUGCGCAAGCCGUCAGCUCGAGACCCGAGUUCUAUACUUUUCACAGAAUUGUUUCGAACACCGCUGGAACGACAAUCGGAACUUCUCCCUAUAGUGAGUCUCUGAAAAGGAGAAGAAAGGGCGCUGCAUCGGCUCUCAACCGACCAUCGGUCGAGUCGUACGUGUCACACUUGGAUGUGGAGACAAAGGCGUUUGUGGCAGAGCUUCUUAAAUAUGGAAAUGGCGGAAAGACACCUGUGGAUCCUAUGGCAAUGAUCCAGCGUCUCAGUCUGAGUUUAUCCUUGACGCUUAAUUGGGGAGUGCGAGUGGCAUCACAAGAGGAAGAUCUGUUCGAUGAGAUUACGCAUGUGGAGGAGGAGAUCAGCAAAUUUAGGAGCACCACGGGCAAUUUGCAGGACUACAUUCCCCUCUUGCGGCUGAACCCCUUCAGCACCAACUCGAGGAAAGCAAAAGAGAUGAGAGACCGGCGUGACAGAUAUCUUAAUGCGCUUAACCGGGACCUGGAUGACCGGAUGGAGAAAGGCAUUCACAAGCCUUGCAUUCAAGCCAACGUUAUUCUCGACAAGGAAGCAAAAUUGAAUAAAGAAGAACUCAUCUCUAUCAGCUUGACCAUGCUCUCCGGAGGCCUUGACACUAUUACCACACUCGUGGCUUGGAGUUUUUGUCUACUGUCUCGUCGCCCUGAUAUCCAGAAGAAGGCGGCACAAGCGAUCCAAGACAUGUUCAGCCAGGAUGAGCCCUUGUGCGAUGCCCAAGAUGACCAGAAGUGCGCAUACGUCGCUGCACUCGUGAGGGAAUGCCUGAGAUAUUAUACCGUCCUCCGUCUUGCGCUUCCGCGGACCUCUAUCAAAGACAUCACUUAUGACGGCAAGGUUAUUCCGAAGGGCACGGUCUUCUUUCUGAAUUCUUGGGCUUGUAAUAUGGACCCCGAAGUUUGGAGCGAUCCCGAGGAAUUCAGACCGGAGAGAUGGUUUGAACAACCAGAUGCACCCAUGCUGACCUAUGGCAUCGGCUAUCGCAUGUGCGCCGGCUCACUACUCGCUAACCGUGAAUUGUACCUGGUCUUCAUGCGCACUCUAAACAGUUUCUAUAUCGAACCACAUGACGACGUUGACUGGCACCCCAUUAAUGGGAACUCGGACCCCACAAGUCUGGUCGCGAUUCCCAAGAAGUACAAGGUCCGCUUUGUUCCAAAAAAUGAGCAAGCCCUUACACAAGCCUUGGCUUAA